Molecule: messenger RNA, 5758 nt
Organism: Megalobrama amblycephala (Wuchang bream)
Lineage: Eukaryota; Metazoa; Chordata; Actinopteri; Cypriniformes; Xenocyprididae
Gene: ikzf4
Product: IKAROS family zinc finger 4
Exons: 9
Coding region: 701-2683 (660 amino acids)
Biological process (GO): regulation of transcription by RNA polymerase II
Molecular function (GO): RNA polymerase II cis-regulatory region sequence-specific DNA binding; DNA-binding transcription factor activity
Source: RefSeq, a predicted model, not a curated record
UGAAAUAUAGCUAGUGACGCAUGAUGUCCAAUUUAGUGGACAGAUGAUUAAUCAAAAUGUCCUCCCAAUCUAAAAUUAAUACUUGGAGAAUUUAAUAAUGAUAUGACUCCUUACAUGUUACUUGAUGCUACAAGUAAUCUGAUUAUUUAAUGCACAUUACAUGUAAUGCGCUACUUUACUCGUUACAUCAAAAAAUAAUCUGAUUACGUAAUGCACGUUACCUGUAAUGUGAUACAAUAUUAAAUUUAAUGUAAAUGUACAUCAAAACAGAGUACUUUGCAAUGAACAUUAACAUGGUAUUAUAUGCAUGUUACUACAGGCCAGUCUUAAAAUGCAACACUCUUAUGUAAAACUCAGCCAGCCACUUUGGAGUGGAUCUAAAAUUGAAUAUGAAUAAUGUAGGCCAACUAUAUAACUAUAAUAAAAUAAUCACACUUAUUAUAUUAUUAAUGGUUUUAAAAAGUAGAAUAUCAUUUAUGUAGUUUUUCCUAAUUCAUAGAAAAUUACAAAGAGACAAAGAGAAAUAAUUAAAUUGCUUAAAAUAUUAAUUUGGAAGUUUUAUGAUAAAUCUUAGUAAAAACAUCAGUCACUUUUACUGAUACUAUCAUCGAAAUAAUAAUAAAUAAUAAUAAUAAUAAUAAUAUGUGGCGUUGUAGCUUUUGCGUUUCUUUUUAUUCUCUAACCUGUAGCACGAGGAUCGAUGCAUUCGAUACUCCCUCCCAAUCAUGGAUUUGAGAGGCAGUUUUUCGGUUAUAGGUUAUUCGGGCCUGUAUCCCGGCAUGGGCCCGGAAGUUGUUUGGGGUUUCAGGUAAAAGAUCCCGGAGAUGCUGCCUUCGCUAGAGAAAACAAACGGCGCUUCUGCUGUAUAAAUAUUGCAAUCACAGUCGAUCGUCAGGCAGCUGGUGUGAUGAUGAAUGCUGACGAUUGCAAUGGCCGUUCGUAUAUGUCAGGUAGCGGAGAUUCUUCAACAGAGCGGGAGUUUUUUGCAGGGCUGAGAGGACCGUCGGUGAGCACACCAAACAGUCAACAGUCCUCACCCAGCCGCUCACUCAGUGCUAACUCCAUCAAGGUGGAGCUCUACAGUGACGAGGAGGCAGGUGGUGCUCCACUGGCGGAAAGGAGAGUCGGGGAGAAGAAUGAAGGAUGGAAAGAUGAAAAGGGCGAGUUGGCAGAAGAUGGUGGAGUGGAGAUGGUCGGAGGUACACAAGGGCAGGCUGGGAGCGGCUGCGGAGAGAUGGCCAGCUCUGAGCCGGCAUCUCCUGGUCCCAUUCGGCUGCCCAAUGGGAAACUUAAAUGUGAUAUAUGUGGGAUGAUUUGCAUUGGACCCAAUGUUCUAAUGGUGCACAAACGCAGCCAUACAGUCUUGGUCUCGGUAGGUGAGCGGCCAUUCCAAUGUAACCAGUGUGGGGCCUCCUUCACUCAGAAGGGCAACUUGCUGCGUCAUAUCAAGCUCCACUCUGGAGAAAAGCCCUUCAAAUGUCCCUUUUGUAACUACGCUUGUCGCCGCCGUGACGCCCUGACAGGACACCUCCGCACCCACUCCGUGUCCUCCCCUACAGUAGGGAAGCCCUACAAGUGCAGUUACUGUGGCCGCAGCUACAAGCAGCAGAGCACCCUGGAGGAGCACCGUGAGCGCUGCCACAGCUACCUACAGAGUCUGGACCACCAGCCUGCUCAUAACACCCAGCCUGCACAUGUAAAUGCAGCCUUGGUGAGAGAUUUCUUCCAAAAACCGACCACAAAACUUUUGAACGGUGAAGAGUCCCAUAAUGUGGAGAUGAUGUCUGAACCCCUGAUCCAGUCCUCCUCAGAGAAGAUGUCCUUCAUUGAUCGGCUGGCCAAUAGCAUCACCAAGAGGAAGAGAUCUACACCCCAGAAGUUUCUUGGUGAAAAGCACAUGCGACUGAAUAUAUCCGAAGCACCUUAUGAACUCGACCCCAAUCCUGAUAAAGAAGGGGACAUGUUGCUCUCGCACCCCGAUGGUGACCCCGCUGCUUUAGCGGGCAUGGGAGGGCGUUUCCUGCGGGGGCCGAGAGGAGCCAGCAACGAUGUGGAUCCUUCCCGCUCCCUGCGGAUGCCCCCCCACUCCGCCUGCAUCUCAGAAUUCACCCCCGUCAUCAGCUCCGUCUACGCUCAUAUAACCCCUCUAGGGCAGCGUCUAAACUGUGCAGGGGGCAUCUCCAUGGGCCUGGCCGGGAGGGAGGCCGGCGAGGGUCACGAAGAUGCACCCUCCACCCGCAGCCGUGCCGCCUCGCCCAGCAACGGUUACCAAGAUUCAACAGACACUGAGAGCAUGGCGGAGGAGCAGUGCGUCAUCACCUCGGUGCCACCGGGAAACUUGAACCACCGCGGGCGCGAGCGGCACAGUCCUAGUCACGCCAAAGAAACGGACAUGGAGGGGGACAGGGAGAAAGGGAUCCCUGGGGGUUUACCGACCAAGGCGAGCCCGCGCUCACCGCUGACGAGGGAAACCAUGCAGGUGGUGGACGGGGAAGGGCGGCCGGUGCGCUCCUUCCGCUGCGAGCACUGUCGCAUUUUCUUCCUGGACCAUGUCAUGUUUACCAUCCACAUGGGCUGCCACGGCUUCCGCCAGCCCUUUGAGUGCAACAUCUGCGGCCACCGCAGCCAGGACCGCUACGAGUUCUCCUCGCACAUUGUCCGCGGGGAGCACCAGGUGGGCUGAGGUGGGCUUGGGGAUGGCGGAGGUCGAGACUGGGGGAAGAUGUACAGAGAGUUUGUAUGCUGCUUUGAGAUGGCGUCAUGGCGUCUAGUUCGGUCUGCACCAGAUUGGGGCACAUUAGCACUUGCUUUUAAAUUUAGCAGACAUCAGAUUUUCCGUCGAAGGCUAAUCGCUUAGGUACGAGCAUAAAACGUGCAAUUACAUCCCAUGUUAGAGGAUGUCAGGAGCAUUCACACAGGGGACAAGUCAUAUCCUCCGAUUGCACUCCCACACCAAGUCAUUCAUCGCAAGACGCAGCUGUUUUGCUUUAGAAGUGCCUUCCUUCGGUGGGGUUUAUUUUUAUCAGUUGGGAAGAGAAAUUCGAAAUGUGUGAUUAGGUCUAUACCCAUCUGUUUGGUGGCGUUUACAUAGAGUCUGCCUCUUGAGGAGAGAAAGACAUUGAAUUGCUCAGACGUCCAAAGUCUGGACUGUUUUAUCCAGAGUGGUUUUCCAAAGUUUCUGAGCCUGUUAAACAAGAAAUCUAUGCCUAGGAGUAUUCACACAAACUUUGUGCUCUUUUAGGAUACCUCGGUGGGACUGUUGAAAUUAGGCGACUCAGGGAGGACACUGCUGAGAGAGGGAAUGGAGAGCAAGCAGGGUGAAUUGCAAAACUGAGGCUGGAGUAUUGGUAUGUUAGCCAUAUAAGGAGCACAGACACAUAUUGCCUUAAUCGUUGCUUUAUAUGAACCCUGUACGAGCUAGUUUUUGAAUUGCACAUGGUUUUUAAUGCUGGACGAUUCCGUAGGUACAAUGCAGCUUGAAUUCGGGUAACUUCGAAACAAAGAUACGGCACUCUUGGGUCAAAUAGGAUUGGGGUUAGGCUAAGGCUCGGAUAAUUUUAUUUCUUUCUAAAAUGUAUGUUAAUGUUUUAUUUAAGAAAGGAAAUGAACUUGAAACAUUUGCCUUAGUUUUUGAAUCUACAACCUCUGUCCUGAAGAAGAAAAAAAAAAACGGUUGGUUUCCUUGUGCCUCAGAUCUUGAUUGUCGUUUCAAACUUUAUCUCGACCUCACCUAAGUGGCGAUAAAGAUUUUGCCUAUCAAAUCUAUUGAGGUUUUUUUAAAAUAGUUUUUGUAGUACAAAUUCCCGCCAUCCAUCCUCUGCCAUGCUGCGAACACAGUGAGCCACAUUAUGUUUUUUUAGAUGCGGUAAGACAUGGGGAGGGGGGGAAAGGAGCCUUAAUGUUCUGGUGCAGACCAAACACAGACCCAUGUUGCAUUCCGUGAAUUUGACGAGGAGUGAAGGGGAAGGGUUGUUACCUCAAAAGGAGGAUUGCACUUUUUCUAAUUCUGCUUAAAUGUGAGUGUUUUUGCUGGGGCUGUUGGGAGGGUUUCGGACAGGCGGGGCGGCACGGGGUGGGAGGGGGAUUUUAUUCAAAGGCUUUAGGGGAGCAGACACAGUAAUGACUGGUAACUGAGCUUUGAAACAUAUUCUUUUGUUUUCUGAAAUUGCUCUAUUGCACUGAUUUCUGAUAAAAAUGCUAUUUAGAGAAAACAAGAAACAAUUUGAUACAAGAACACAUUGGUUAUAAAGACCAGAUGAACAGUGUGGUGUUUUUAAAAACAAUUCUAUAAAGGCUAUUUUCCUAAUAAUAAAAGGGGUCGCAGUCAUUUAAGGAUUCAGAACUGAACAUUUUCUCCUUGUGUUGUAAAAUUUGGUGCUUGGAUGUUUGUGUGACUUCUGCCCUUGAUAUUGGACUUGUAUCCUGUACGCUUGUCCUGUGUGGUCAUGUCCCAUGUGAGUUCAUGCAUACGGUACUCUCGAUCCCCGCUGAGUACAAACUGCUGCUUGAUUUUGAAGGAAAGGACUGAAAUAUUGUUGUAGAGUUACGUACCGUCCUGCCAAGAUAUAUCGUGGCCUGUUUUAUCAGCAGAUCUCACUUGCACAAACUGAAAUGAAACUAAAGCACCAAUGAGAGAAGAAUUUUGAAGAAUCUCAAAGAGUUGUUUUGUUUGAUUGCUUGUACAUCUUUACGUGACGUGGGCUGUGGUUAAGGGUACUUGGAUGUUGUAGCAUGUGUGUAUCACUUGACAUUGGAGGUGGUCAGCUGUUUCCAAAACUUGCUUACGUGUAAUCCACUGACCCUACAUCUUUUCGGUUACUUUUACAACAUUUGUAGGCCUCUUAAUACGUAUGCUUGGAUUCACUCCAGUGCAAGCCUACGGAGUACAGUAUGAAUGGAUCGAAGAAGUAAGACCAAAUCCAGUAUUUACAAAGGUUAGUCAGUGACUUUGCACCCUUCAUAGACUUUUAAUCUUUUUUUUUUUUUCUGCAGACAUAAAUUUAUUUACUUGAAAUUAUGGCACAAACCAUAUAUGACACUUAAUGCACUUAUCGGUCAAAAAGAAAUUAUGUAAUGAAUUCUAUCGAGUGUGUGAAUGGGAGAGUUUGCAUGUGUACUCGUUUGUUUGCUGGGGUUCUGCAACUGUUCUGCUUGUGAAAUACUAGCUGCAAUUUUCCCUAUUUCCUCUAAACCAAACCCAGCUCUUUUCUGCACCAUUUCAUACUUCUUAUCCCCAAGGUGUGAUUAACUCAAUAUUUUUAAACGAACUGUGAAGCAACGAGCAGCAACUGAGAAAGAGAGACCUAGCAUUUUUGGGGAGGCAGGGAUCAAACUCUCUGUCAUUCUUGGGCUUUAUCCCUGGGUUCAAUGUUUUUAAAUAUUUUGUGAGAAAAAAAAAAUGUAUAUGACAAAGAAAAACUCUUUACCUCAAAUUUGUUAAAAUAUAAAAAACUGCCUCAUGUUCUAUAAAAGGUGUGUUGGUUUCAAGAGGUAUUGUUUAUUUGAUCUUGUUUUUAAGGAGUGUAACCCAACUUUAAGUUGAAGUAAUUUUUCAUGUCCAAUAAAGUAAUAUUUGUUGUAACUUCUGUCUGUUUACAACUCUAAACACUUUUUCCUCUAGUUUCCCUAAUUCAUGUCCAGUCUUCAUCAAAUGGCCUUAAGGUUGAUAAUGACGUUAGUCAACAAAUAAUACAAACCCGAUUCCAAAAAAGUUAGGACACUGUACAAAUUGUGAAUAAAAAAAGAAUGCAUUAAUUUA